Molecule: messenger RNA, 1188 nt
Organism: Drosophila grimshawi
Lineage: Eukaryota; Metazoa; Arthropoda; Insecta; Diptera; Drosophilidae
Product: lysosomal aspartic protease
Exons: 1
Coding region: 33-1154 (373 amino acids)
Biological process (GO): cell death; proteolysis
Cellular component (GO): lysosome
Molecular function (GO): aspartic-type endopeptidase activity
Source: RefSeq, a predicted model, not a curated record
UAGUCGAAAUCAAGUAGACACCAAUUGACAAUAUGCUCAAAAUCGCCGUACUCGCUGUGGUCCUGGCCCUGGCCAGCGCCGAGCUCCAUCGCGUUCCCAUCCUGAAGCACGAGAACUUCGUGAAGACCCGUGAGAAUGUGAAGGCAGAGAAGGCCUAUCUGCGUGGCAAAUACAAUAUGCCAUCCGCUCGCGAUGCCGACGAGGAACUCUCCAACUCGAUCAACAUGGCCUACUACGGUGCCAUCACCAUUGGCACACCUCCGCAGAGCUUCAAGGUGCUGUUCGAUUCGGGAUCCUCCAAUCUAUGGGUGCCCUCGAGCCGUUGCUUUUUCCUCGAUAUCGCCUGCCAGAAUCACAACAAGUACGAUCAUGACAAGUCCUCCACGUAUGUGGCCAAUGGCGAGAGCUUCUCCAUCCAGUACGGCUCGGGUAGCCUCUCUGGUUUCCUGUCCACCGAUGACGUUGAUGUCAGCGGUCUGACGAUCAAGAGCCAGACCUUUGCUGAGGCUACCAACGAGCCUGGCACUAGCUUCAACAAUGCCAAAUUCGACGGUAUCCUGGGCAUGGCCUACCAGUCAAUUUCCAGUGAUAAUGUUGUGCCACCCUUCUACAACAUGGUCUCCCAGGGUCUGGUUGACGACUCUGUCUUUUCAUUCUAUCUUGCCCGUGAUGGUACCUCCACCACCGAUGGCGGUGAGCUGAUCUUUGGCGGCUCCGAUCCAGCUAAGUACACUGGCGAUCUGUCCUACGUGCCCAUCUCUGAACAGGGCUACUGGCAAUUUGCUGUGGAUAGUGCCACCAUUGAUGGCCAGACCUUGGGCGAGAGUUUCCAGGCUAUCGCCGAUACCGGCACCUCCCUCUUGGUUGUCAGCAGUGAUGCCUACGACAUCCUGAACAAUCUGCUGAAUGUUGAUGAGGAUGGUCUCGUCGAUUGCUCCACCGUUGACUCAAUGCCUGUGCUCACCUUCACCAUUGGUGGCAAGCAGUACCCCUUGGAGCCAGCUCAAUACAUCAUUCAGUCGGAUGGUGAGUGCCAGUCGGGCUUCGAGUAUAUGGGAACCGAUUUCUGGAUCUUGGGCGAUGUCUUCAUUGGACAGUACUACACCGAGUUCGAUUUGGGCAACAACCGCAUUGGCUUUGCUCCAGUUGCUUAAAUUUUCAAAUAAACGAAUUCCUUGAACGCAUUGA